CAACCGUGCGGCGUCAAAUCGCUCUGUGACCAGACUGAAAUUUCUUUGUCUCCCGUGUACGAGAGCGAGCCACUAUUGUAAGAGGACGACGACAGACGAUCGGUUUCUCGUUUCUGCAGGGUUGUCCCCGAUUUGGACGGCCAAUUUCCGACAGAAAGUGCCCAAAGUGACGUGCCAUCAAUUGAGCAACCGUUUUCCGCCCGGUCGGACCGUGUUACCGAUCGGUUCCGCGCAGUAAAUCGAACCCAAAUCAAUCGGGACGGAUCGGAAAAUCCGGGACUGUCGAAAACAACCACGGACAAUUUUCACUUGGAAGCAAACGAAAGAAGAGGAAAGAGGGGUGUGCAAAGGUGCGAAGCGGCAGGGCGCUCGCUCCUGGUUAGUGGUGUGUGUUUUGUGUGUGGAACCCCUUUUGCGUACGUGCAAAGGCAGAAGGCCCUGUGAGACGGAUAUAUACAACAACAAGAGUGCCAGUGUUGCCCGCCGCUGCUGGCGGUCCAUCAUCCCUGAACGAAGCAGGCGACGACGACGCCCGUCAAAGUGCGCGAGUGUAUUGGUUAUAGCACUCGUGCGGCGAUUGCCACUGUAGAGGUGUGACGUGCGUUUCGAUUCGCCGCGCUGCUUAUGUUGGCAGUAUUGUGUGUUUUCAUCGAGCGCUGUGCCGAUGUGAGUGCGCCAAGAGAAGAGUGUCCACCGUCAGGAGAAAACUCUUGAUCCAACCAACGGAUUGGAACGAUCGAAUAGAAAAAAAAAAAUGUUCAAGCAGGAAAUUUUCCAUGCACUCGAAAUGUCAUAUCGAGGAAAACUGAACCAGUGAAAUUGAGUAAUAAUCAAUCAGCGAGCGAAAACUGCAGUCGAAAAGAUCGCCCAACAAGUUUGCGAACAGUGGACAAGCAGGAACGAGCGAUUAGAGAGUGUUAAUAACCUUUUGAUGUGCAAGCUUUGUGCCCCUCGUUCGCUGCCCCCUUCGGCGCGACCCCUCGUGUGUCACCGAAGGCUCAUGCACGGCUUACUAGAUGGUCGUCAUUGAAGCAGAACGUAAGACGUGAAUGGUCUGUAAGGGGAUAGUUUCUUCGCGGAGCCAUGGUCGUGAUGUGAAGCAGUGUGACCAGCAGUUUCAGUGACAGUGACAGUGGUGAAGCUGGUGAAUGGUUUUUCGACGAUUUGUGAGUGAAUUCACGGUUCCGGGGGUAGAUUACGGAUUGCUGCUGCAUCCAAGGAAAAACCCGUCCCGUAUCGGCCAACUUGUCAGUCAGACAAUCUGUGUACAAACACACACCGCACACGCGUCCUGAAGCAGUGUUGGUAGUAUCAGCAGUAGCAGCAGCAGUGGAAGAAGAAGCAAGAAGCGUGUGAAGUUUUGCAUGAAGCCGCCAGCGCUGUAGUUGUGCGACGACGGCCUAUCGUCAGAACUCGCGUUGCCCACAGAAUCCACGCGUCGGUAUUGGUGCAACGCCUGAGAGGUGCUGCUACUACUCUCGAGACUGUGGUCUCCUCAAACCAAAUCAACCAACCCCCUCGAUAGGCAAAAGCAAAGCAAGGAAAAAACUGUGUACAAAUCGAAGAAAAUCAUGUUUCCGCAAACGAAGUCCAAUCAAAACGAUAUCUAGGUGCGGGUUUUUCGUCCAAACGCAACUGGAAGUGAAACGGGAACCUUCGAGUCCGAAUUCGGGUUGAUUUUUUCGUCGAGUGAAGGUUCUUUGCGGAUCGCACAAGCUGUGUGUACCAGCGGUGCGAGCGGAGGUGAAGAAGGUGCUGACGGCAUUGUGCAAGUCCCGUGUGCAAAUCGGGGGCUCUUAGUGUAGUGCUCUCCUCCAUUUGGUGAAUCGAAUCCGUGGAGGGCCCCGUUUUGCGUUCGAGAGAAAAGAAGUCGGAAGCCCAGAGUUGGUUACAAAUCACGCGUCGGGAGUCGGAAGCAUCGAGAUUGGGAAGAGUUGACAGAGCGGGUCGUUGUGCACAAUCCAGUGAAGAAGACACACGACGGGCCAAAGUUGCGUUCCGCCAUUGGGUUUCAUUCGGGACGGAUUGCCGUUUCAUCCGUAGUUUGUGUUUACACAUAUGUGUAUUGUGAAGAAACCGAAGCAAGAAGAAGGGCAUUAGGCGGCCAGCAAGCAAAUCCAGUGGAAGGCGGCGCAGUGAUUGAAACGCUGACUCGGCGGAAGAGAUUUGCCGGAAGUGGUUUCGCUCGAUGAGGUCGAUGUCUGAAAAGUCGUGAAAAGUGCGAAAGAAGUUUUUCGGAGAAAUACUCGAUUCGAAUUACGCAGGAAGAGAUCCUCGCGCGGUCGCCCCGUUAACCGUACUGUGGUGUGCGUGUGUCCCGUUCUCGUCUUCGUCGUCCGACCCAAGAAGAAGAGCUUCUUUUUUUUUUAAGAGCUACCCAGUGCCGAAUAAUCAAUCAAAUCCGCGCGAGUGAGCAACACCAUCCGUGUCAAUGAAUUCGAGGGCCGAAAAAUCGAAGUAAAAGAGAAGAAGAAGCCAAAUCGGCGAAGAGGUCCAGUGCUCGAGUGCGAAUACGGUGCGUGUGUAUAUCAUCAUCAUCCUCCUGCUGAAAAAGUGGGUGCAAUAGAGUGGUGUGCGUGUCCGUCUCUCCAUUGUUAUCUGAAAUCGAUUGACAACAUCGCGCUUGUCAACUGGAAAAAAUUAGGAAAAUAAAGAAAUAUUUGCCUCCGGUCGGAAUCGCGGAAUCAGUGCUCUCCUAAGAGAAGUUCUCUAGUGCUAAAAAGAAAAGAAGAAAUUUCCGCGUUCCCGUCUGUCUCUGUGUCCAAAGUUCUCGAAGCCGCAAAUGCCACAACCGCAUUCGGAAGCAGAAGCACCUCGCGGCCAAUAAUGCAUCCCAACUGCGGCGGGGUGAUCGAGCCAUGGAAAUAGAUGUAAGGCAGCAGAGCAAGCAGCGCAACAAACGACGGGAACGGGCCCAACGUAUGAUAGCCGAGCGGGAUAAGGAUGCCGCCGCUGCCGCCGCCGAUGGUACUGCAGCCGCUGCCGGAGCGGCUGCCUCGAGUGCCGGGGGUGGUGGUGGAGGUGGCGGAAUCGGCGGCCCCGGAUUCGAUCCGGACGACAGUGCCGACGAGGACGUGCCGAUCAGUCGGGAGAAACCGCCGAGGCCGACGGUGCGCCGGAAGCGGAAGGAGAAGGAUCCCUCGCCGAUCCUGGAGGAGGACAUCGUGGACGGGUUCGCCAUCCUCGCGUUCAAGUCGUACGAGGACCUGGAGUUCGCCGUCAAACUAGGCAACAAGCGCAACGAGAAGCGCCUCUCUACCCUCGUCGAACUAACGACGCUGAUGGUCGACGACAAGCCGCCGAAGAUCAUCGAUACGACGGCGCAGAAGCUCGACCAGCAGAAGGCGGCCGCGGCAGCAGCUGCCGCCGCAGCAGCAGCCGCCCAAGAGUGCUGGAACAAUGCCAACAACAAUGGGAAACCGCUGGAUGGCAGUGGCACUGGUGAUAAUCCGUCUGCCAUUGCAAUGCCGAUGGCGGCCACCUUGAAUGGAGGUCCGGCGGCUGUUGCGGUGACGGCCGCCACCAACGGAAGCUGUAGCAAUAGCAGCAGCAGCAGCAGUCUGAGCAGUGUGGCCAGCAGUGGCUUGACGGUUGGCAGUAGCAAUAGAAGUGUUGGUGGUGGAGGUGGAGGAGGCGGAGGAGGCGGCAGUAGUAGUAGCAGUAGUAGCAGCAGCAGCAGUAGCAGUAGUGGUAUCGGGAGCAGUAUUAUUAGCAGCAAUGGCGGAAGCGGGGUCACCGGCGUUAGCAACGUUAACCAUAUUAAUCAUAACCUAUCGCUGCCGCCGAACGUCGAUCCGAGCACCUCGGACGACAGUGGCCGGGCGUCGGAGCGGUUGACCGCCUCGUCGGUGGCCCAGCGGGAUCCGGACAGUUCGCGGGACCGGCUGAGCGACGCCAGCAGCCGGUGCAGCUCCGGCAAAGGAUAUAUCUGUGAUAGCGAGGGAGACGAUGAUAAGGGUUCUGAUGGAGGGUCCGUCGUGUUUGCAUCGACACCACAGACGCAGGCGGUGCCCCCGGUGGCGGCCGCCCCCAGCCCGGCGGUCCCCCGCAAGUCGGACUUCCCGCCGACGACGGGGCUGCCCCUCAGCAACGGGCCGCUGGCGGGACUGGCCGGCAGUGCCAGCCCGGUCCCGGUGCCCCCGGGGGCAGCCAGCGCAGGACCAGCCCCGCCGGCACCGUCGCCAGCGCCAGCGGCCCUUCCGCCGCCCAGCCUGCCACCGCCUUACCCAACGACACCAAUGCAGGUCUCAAAUGGUCCGAUCGGUACCCACCUAACGCCCAUCGGCGGCCAUCCUGCAGCUGUGGCGUCGCCUCAGUCGCAGCAACCCGGCGUGGCGUCACCCCAGCAGCCGCAGCCUCCUGCGUCACCACAGACGGCGGCCGGACUGAGCAGUAAGCCGCUCCUACCGACGGCAUCCGCCAAGAUUCCGGCAACGUUAAGUACAACGACUGCGACGACGACGGUAACGACGGCAAUAUCGGCGUCCCAGCAACCGGGCAAGCAAGGGUCUCCUCAAUCGCCGCUGCAGCCCAUUGGAUCGGUACCAUCGCCGGCCAUGCAGCAGCAGCCGCACACGCCGCAAUCUCAGCCGCCGCCUUCGCCGCAACAAACGCCAAUGCAGCAGCACAAUAGCAACAGCAACAGUAGUAGUAGUAACAGCGGCCCUGUCAAGCCGUCCUCCGUUCCGAGUUUUAUCGGAGCGGGGUCGUCCUUUGCAGCGGUCACCACGGCGUCCGCUUCUCUACCGAACGGCCUGCCGCCUCCAACCAUACCAGCCAACGGUGGUCAGCCGCCGCACACCAACUCAAGCAGCAACAGUGCAGCGCCAUCUUCACUGCCAGUGAACGUACCCCACACGCCACCGGCGGCUACGCCUGCAAGCGGGCAAAGUCCUGCCAUCCAUCCCUCGGUGGAAAGCUCACUGGCUGCGUCAACGAGCGGCUUGCGGACACACAGCCCUGCCGUGGCAACUAGUGCUGCCCUCUCGGCGGCAGUAACGCCAACAGGUCUACUCAAUGGAUCUCAUGCCACCCAUCCGGGUAUCCCUCAUUCAGCCGCGAUGAUGUUACCGAACGGUCUCGGUAGUAUACCACCCCAUUAUCGAGCGGCUUACCCUGGAUACCCUCUCUACGCCCCCUACGGUAGCUUUAAUCACAAUCCGUAUCUACCGCCCUCGGUGGCGGCUCCAAAUCUAUCACCUCGAAUGCAUCCAGGAGCUCCUCCAGGUCUCGGCGGCUUACCACCGUCGAUGCUCGGUCUCGGCCUAAUGGACUCCCGACUGCAGCACCCCCUUGCGGGUACCAACGGUAGUCCUUCGCAUAUGCGCGAUCGGGACGCCUCGCCGAUGGGUCAACCGCCCUCGAAAAUCGUGCGACCCAUCACCCCGAACGCCAACAGCAACGGCAGCAAUAGUAACUCUUCGUCAGCUCCUUCGGCAGCGGCGGCGGCACCCCCUCAUUCCUCGAGUGGUCCUGUGCCGCCACCCUCCUCCCACAUACCAUCCCCGCACGGUUUAAGUACGGGUGUACCGCAUGGCGCCACCCCUCCAUCAUCACACCCAUCGCUGAGGGAUCAGCCGCCGUCGCAGCUGACGCAUCCCUCGCUCGGCGGCUCAUCACAUCUCUUACCUCCUCAUCAUCCGGCGGCCGCGUCCCAACAGCAGCAGCCGCCGCCCCUCUCGUCGCAUCCUCAGCCACCAGCGCCGCAUUUAGUAGGACCAUCCUCGCAUCAUCCGCUGGUGGGGCCACUUCCGCCGGGAAUGCCGCACGGAAGCGCCCACCAUCUCUCAUCACACCUCCCGCCUACUAGCAGCAGUAGCAGUAGUAAUAGCAAUAGUGCCCAUCUGUCGCAUCCCUCGGUCAUGGCCGGCGGCGGUCCCGGCACGCGAACGCACUCUCCCAGGGGGCAUAGUCCCAACCGUGAAAGAGAUAGUUAUAGUAGUAACGUAAGUAGUUUAUCGCGAUCGACGCCAGGAUCUGCGCUACCGUACGGUAGUGGAGGCAGCAGCGCGAGUAGCGCCAGUACCGGUGGCCCUCCGCCGGGUCCAUCACCAACGCUUCCUUACAGUUCGGCUGGUCCACCUGCACUAUCCUCUCCGGCGGCGAUGUCCGUCUCGUCGGCGGCUUCGUCCGCCGUGUCUUCUAGUCUUACCUACCCUAAACCUUCGCUAGCGUCCGUUACGACCAGCAGUAGUUCCAGUGGCAGCACAAGCUUACCGGCGGGUCCUCCGGGCUGGCCGCCGACUCUACCACCUUCGGCUGCUGCAUCUUCCGUGGGGGCGCCACCGUCACACUCACCGGCGGCCAGCUCCCUUGUAAAUAACAGUUCUUCCUCCCUGUCUCGACCAACUCCUCCCCCGCCUUCUGUCUCGUCCGGUGGACCGACGCCCUCGCAGCCACCGACGUCGCAUUCCUCCGUACCCCCAUCAUCAUUCCCGGCGCCGCUGUUUGCAGCGCCGUUACCUCCGCCGGUCGUUUCCUCGGCCAGCACACCCUCGCAACCGACGGCACCGCACCCAUUCUCGGCCGAAUCGUUAUUCUCCACAAAAGACCAAGACAUGCUGCGGCGCGAGUUGGACAAUCGGUUUCUUGACCGGAGCGGUCUCAGUACGGUUCCGGCACCGCCCUACCUGCGCCAGGAGCUGCAUCACCAUCAACACCAGCACACCCAUCUGCAUCAGCAUCAACACCAGCAUCAGCACCAGCCGAUCCUGCCGUCGGCUGCCUCUGCGUCACCAGCGCUCUUUCCACCGCCUCUCUUCAAGGACGUGCCGAAGAUCGGUGCCGUCGAUUCGCCCUUCUACCGGACGGGGCUCGGAAUGCCCGCCUAUCCGUACGGUCCCGGACUGCUUCAUCCCGGCCUAAGUGGACCAACCCAAUUCGUACCACCGAGCCACUUGCAAUCGUUUGUGCCCAAGCAGCAGGCACCGCCGGUUGAUCCGACCAAAAAGAAAACCGGAAAGUGGAACGCCAUGCACGUGCGGAUAGCGUGGGAGAUCUACCACCACCAGGCGAAGCAGAACCCGGACAAGGCCGCGUCGAUGAAGACGGCCACGGACAUGCUGAGGCCGCCGUCGCACAUGUACCCGCCGUCGGCGGCCGGUCUGGUGCGACCGCACGACCUGCCGUCGUCGGCCUAUCCCCCGACCGGGCUGCCGGGUCGGCCCGGGCCCUACGAAUCGGCACCGCUGCCGCCGAGCUUCAUCGGUUCGGCCGCUAGUCAUUUAGGUGUCUCCCCCUUCGGUCGAUACGCAUCGCCGUACGGCGGGUCGCCCUUCAGUGGGCUGUCGCCGUUCUCGCGGGACAUCCCGAUCGGAUCGCAGAUGGCCGGAUCGUUACACGACCCGUGGAGAAGUGCAAUACCACGUGGAGUGGCUGGGUAUCCUCCGGGGCCACCGCCGGGAGCAGCCGGUGCGUGGCCGCCGACGAUCAAGCCAGACCCUAGCGUGGCAGCCGAAACGGCGCGACGAGAGGCCGAAGAACGCGAACGGCAACGGGAACGUGACGAAAGGGAACGGGAACGGCAGAGGAGAGAACGCGAAGAGCGCGAGAAGCAAAGAGAACGCGAACGAGAGGAGAAGCUACGCAAGGAACAGCAGGAACGAGAGCGUGAGCGAGAACGAGAGCGGGAGAGAGAGCGCGAACGAAAAGAGAAGGAACGACGGGAAAUGGAAAGGCGAGAGAUGGAGCGGGAGCGGAUGUUGGUUCAGCAGCAACGGGAAUCGAAGGCGGCCGCUGCAGCGGCUAGUGCGAACUCCAUGGUGCGAGACAGGUCUCCACUGAGGAACGGAACCGAGCUGGACAUCCGGAUCAAGGAGGAACCGCAAGUCAGCAUGCGAAGCAAGGAGGAAGAGAUGAUGAUGCGAAGUCAAGCGGCGGCAGCAGCAGCUGCUUCCGACCCACGGUACCAUCCCUCGAUGAUGCCGCAUCCGUACAUGACUAGCCGACAUCCGGCGCACAUGCUACCGACUGCCCACCUCUCCCGAUCGAUACUACCGCCCACGAUGGGUAUUCCCUCGCAUUUCCCUCCGCCUGGUCCAUGGGGAGCGGAUCCCUUCCGGGACUAUCGGCUCGAAUCCCUGCACCAGCUUCGCUACAAUCCCAUGGUAGACCUGUACCGAGCGGAAGAAGCCAAAGCCUCGCUUCUGUACGCAGCCCAAUCUGCGCACUACCGUGGCAAAGAACCAAGUCCUGUGCCACCACCCCAGUCGCACCAUCGGAUGCAACCGGGACCGCAAGGACCCGGCGGACCCCCGGGUGGUCCACCCGGUAGUCUGAAACCUCCGUCAUCUCACCCGCUAGGUCCUCCCACCAACGGUCCCAUGCAAGGAGCACCACCAGGAGGCCCCGGCGGACCACCUCCCGGAGCGCCGGGUGGACCCGUGCCGGGAAUGCCCGGUGGCCCCGGACCCCUCCCCGUAUCGGUCGAUAUGCACAAAAAGGAAGACUCCUGCCAAUCGCGAUGAUAGUCAUCAUCAACGGCGUCCGCAUCAUUGAUCGUUAUCGAUGACGACGAUUGAGGGAGUGAGCUGCUGUCCACCAACCGUACACACAACACAGAACAAUAGCAAACCGCGAGAGAACGAAUCAAAAGCAGACCGACGAGAGCAUGUGAUGCACUGACGAGAGGAGAGGACCGAAGCGGAGUCCGAACCGGAGCUUCGAAGGCAGGAACGAAAAGCGAGAGGAAGCAAAAACAACAAAAGGUGAUAUUUUUAAAUUGUAAUUAGGACGUUAAACACACACACACACGUACACAUACAAGCGUUGUUCGAAGUCGACGAAUCGACGCGCGAAUGGUGCAACAAAACAGAACUUUUUUCCGAUCGGAAGAAGCGCGAACAGAGAGAGAUAAAUGGAAAUUAUUAGUGAGAUAUUUAAUAUAUAUACAUAGAGACGCGCUGAAACUAACAAACAAACACACACACACAUACAUAUUUGUAGAAAUUUGUGCAUUUUUUCCAAUUUAAUGGAAAUCGGACGUUGCGCGUUGCAUGUGUGUGGGCAAGCGCGCGCGUGUCACAAGCAGUAGUGGUUUUAUUUCAUCCAUCCUCUUUCGCUCUGAUGUAGUGGGCUUAACCACUAUUACAGCAAAACCAAGAGCGGCGCCGAAGCCGACGACAACCUUCUGUACUAUACUAAUACUUGUAAUAAUUGUAAAUGUUAAGUAGUGAUAUUUGUAUAAACAACAACAAAAUUAGGGCGUGUGAGCGCGCGCGCGCGCGAGAAGGAGACGAUGAAAUUGUGCAACACAAAAGCGCUUUGUAUUGUAUUUAUACCCUAGAUGAUUUGUUUGAAAAACAAUAGGAGGAAACGGUGAGCAGCUAAUGGCGGCAGCUCACGGUCAUGGUUUUUUAAAAAGGAAGGUUUUAUUUUUUCGUUGUUGCAUUGGGUGCGCGCGGGAAUGCGCGGAGGAGGUUCGUUGCAUGGAAUGCGGAAUGGGGAGGAAGCGGUUGGGAAAGGGGAUGUGAUGGGAAAUGGGCACUGCGGGUGUGGGUUCGGACGGUUGGUAAUAAUUUCUGUUCUGAGUUGAUAACGCAAAACUCACAUUUCAAGGAGAAUAUUCAAUUCAUUGUUACAUCAAUACAGCUGCUGUUUGUGAGAAAGAUAGGUUUUUCGUCGUGUCAGGUUAAAAUUAGCAUGGAACGAGCUCACCACCAGGGCAAUACUCAUGAAGAUUAGCUCACCAUAUGAGCAUUCUACAGCGUUUGUAAAAAAGCCAGAUUAUAGAUUGAAACUUGAGAGGUUUCUUUGGAUGUUCAGAGGUUACGGUAGAAUCCUAAAUCUAAGCGGCUGCAUAAGAGGCUUGAACCUAUAGUUUUUUCGAGGAUGAAGCCUUUGAGAAUCUGAAGAUGAUGGAACACUGAAGCGAAUAUGCAGAAGAGCAACACGUAUGAAAACUUCAUGAAACGAGCUCACCAUAUGAACAACAACCAAC
Molecule: messenger RNA, 9937 nt
Organism: Aedes aegypti (yellow fever mosquito)
Lineage: Eukaryota; Metazoa; Arthropoda; Insecta; Diptera; Culicidae
Gene: tay
Product: proline-rich protein 36
Exons: 12
Coding region: 2859-8465 (1868 amino acids)
Source: RefSeq, a predicted model, not a curated record